GGCCCAAGAGGGGCGUGAGGCCGCGGGCGCGGGAAGAUGGCGGCGGCGGCGGCGGCAGCUGCUGCAGAGCAGAGUUCCAAUGGUCCAGUGAAGAAAUCCAUGCGUGAGAAAGCUGUGGAGAGAAGGAAUGUUAAUAAAGAGCACAACAGCAACUUUAAAGCUGGCUAUAUCCCCAUUGAUGAAGACAGACUCCAUAAAACAGGACUGAGAGGGAGAAAGGGAAAUUUAGCUGUCUGUGUAAUUAUCCUCUUGUUUAUCCUGGCUAUCAUCAACUUAAUUAUAACAGUUGUCAUCUGGGCAGUAAUUCGCAUUGGACCAAAUGGCUGUGACAGCCUGGAGUUCCACGAGAGCGGGCUGCUCCGAUUCAAGCAAGUGUCUGACAUGGGAGUCAUCCAUCCACUCUAUAAGAGCACAGUAGGAGGAAGGCGGAAUGAGAAUUUAGUCAUCACUGGCAACAACCAACCUAUUGUUUUUCAGCAAGGGACAACAAAGCUCAGUGUAGAAAAGAACAAGACAUCUAUUACAAGUGACAUCGGCAUGCAAUUUUUUGACCCAAGAACUCAAAAUAUCUUGUUCAGCACAGACUACGAAACUCAUGAGUUUCAUUUGCCCAGUGGAGUGAAAACUUUGAAUGUUCAAAAAGCAUCAACUGAAAGGAUUACCAGCAGUGCUACUAGUGACUUAAAUAUAAAAGUUGAUGGGCGUGCUAUUGUACGUGGAAAUGAAGGAGUAUUUAUCAUGGGAAAAACCAUUGACUUUCACAUGGGUGGAAAUAUGGAGCUGAAGGCAGAAAACAGCAUCAUUUUAAAUGGCUCUGUGAUGGUCAGCCCGACACGCCUGCCUGGCUCCUCCAGUGGGGACCAGUUCAAUAGUGGUGACUGGGUGCGCUACAAGCUGUGUAUGUGUGCAGAUGGGACUCUCUUCAAAGUGCAAGUGACCAGCCAAAACAUGGGCUGCCAGAUCUCAGACAACCCUUGCGGAAAUACUCACUAGGAGUGCU
Messenger RNA from Suncus etruscus (white-toothed pygmy shrew), 1000 nucleotides. RefSeq names its product sarcoglycan beta (gene SGCB). The transcript is spliced from 6 exons. Gene Ontology annotation, biological process: muscle organ development. The record is from RefSeq and is a predicted model, not a curated record. NCBI's taxonomy places the organism in Eukaryota, Metazoa, Chordata, Mammalia, Eulipotyphla, Soricidae. The coding region runs from base 37 to 993 and encodes 318 amino acids. Gene Ontology annotation, cellular component: sarcoglycan complex; sarcolemma.